AUGGCAAAGCUAAAUUUGCUUUGGUUGAAAUGUAUUAUUUCAUUCAGUGCUGUCCAAGCUGUGUUCGAGGAUCAAGUAGGGAAAUUUGAUUGGAGGCAGCAAUAUGUAGGCAAGGUUCGCUUUUCUCAUUUUGACACACAUAUGCAGUCAUCAAAAAAAGUCCUUUUAGCAACCGAGAACAAUGUUUUUGCUGCACUAAAUACCAGAACCGGAGAGCUUUUUUGGCGACACGUGGACAAGACCGGUCCAGAGGGAAACAUCGAUGCUCACCUCCAACAUGGCCAAGAUGCGGUGCUCGUAGUUGGUAAUGGGCGCCUGCUUCGCUCCUGGGACGUCAAUGUUGGUGGUCUGAACUGGGAAGUCGUGCUCGACUCUGGCAGAUUCCAGUCAGCAUGUUUAGUUGGACAACAGGGUACAGCUAAAUAUGUAGCUGUGCUGAAGAAAACCACAUUCUCUCUCCAUUACAUGUCUAAUGGCCAUCAGAAAUGGAUAGAAAACCUACCAGAGAGUGAAACCGUGGAUUACCAGGCUGUCUACUCUGGGGGAAACAAGGACGUUUACGUUUUAGGAGUUGUUCCCCAUUCUCACAUCGCUGUAGUCGUUUACAGUGUGGAUGAUGGAGAGAUAAUGAAGCAGACCUCAGUGGAGGCUCCGUGGCUGUCUGACAUACCGACCAGUUGUGCAGUGGUUGGCAAGGGGACUUUGACAUGUGUGGACUCAACAACCAUGUCCUUAUACACACUGGAUUUACAUGAACAGUCACAGAUGACUCAGAUACCACUCCAGUCACUUGGUCUUGAAGUAGCUGAAGGCUUUCAUCCUUCCCUGGUGGCCCACAAGCCUCACCCGGCCCAUCAGCCACGGUCAGAGUUCUUCCUUCAACUUGAGGCUGAUCGCUAUUUGCUUCUCCAGCUCAACAAUGGUGAAAUAACUACACUGAGGGACUUCAAGCCAGCUGUGCUGGUUUCAUUUGCAACGACUGGAGAGAAGACUGUUGCUGCUGUCAUGUCACCCAAGAAUAAAACUGCUUGCAUCAUUAACCUCUACAAUGCUGAGACUGGACGCAGACUUCUUGACACAACUCUCAUUUCUACAGUGGAUCCUAAUGGAGGGAAACCAGAGCGACUAUAUGUACAAGCAUUUCUGAAGAAAGAUGACUCAGUUGGCUACAGAGUUAUGGUGCAGAUGGAGGACCACACACUCACUUUCAUUCAACAGCCAGGGCGUGUCAUGUGGACCAGGGAGGAGGCCCUGUCAGAUGUGGUGACAAUGGAAAUGGUGGACCUGCCGCUUACCGGAACACAGGCUGAGCUGGAGGGAGAGUUUGGCAAAAAAGCCGAUGGGCUGUUGUCCAUGGUGUUGAAGAGGCUCUCCUCGCAGCUCAUCCUGCUGCAGGCCUGGGUCUCUCACCUCUGGAAGCUGUUCUAUGACGCCCGCAAACCCCGCAGUCAGGUCAAGAACGACAUCACCAUCGAGAACCUGUCCAGGGAUGAGUUCAACCUGCAGAAGAUGAUGGUUAUGGUUACAGCAUCUGGGAAGCUCUUUGGGAUUGACAGCAAGACUGGUGGUAUUUUAUGGAAGCAUUACCUGGAAAACAUUCCACCUAAUGCUGCUUUCAAACUGAUGGUGCAGCGGACAACCGCCCACUUCCCUCAUCCACCACAGUGCACGCUGCUCAUUAAAGACAAGGACACCGGCCUGGCCACGUUGCAUGUAUUUAACCCCAUCUUUGGAAAAAGGAGCCAUGUCACCCCACCCGCUCUGCCUCAGCCAAUACUUCAGUCACUUCUGCUGCCGCUGAUGGACCAGGAUUAUGCCAAAGUCUUGCUUCUCAUUGAUGACCAAUACAAGGUGUCGGCCUUUCCAUCCACCAAGAAUGUACUGCAGCAGCUCCAAGAGAUGGCCUCUUCCAUAUUCUUUUUUCUCGUUGACUCCACCCAGGGAAGACUCUCUGGUUACAGACUAAGAACGGACUUGUCAACUGAGCAGAUCUGGGAGGUCGUCAUGCCAGCGGAGAUUCAGAAGAUUGUGUCUGUCAGAGGGAAAAGGCCCAAUGAGCACGUGCACUCACAGGGCAGAGUAAUGGGGGACCGUAGUGUGCUCUAUAAGUAUUUGAAUCCGAAUCUUCUGGCAGUGGUGACUGAGAGCACAGACCUGCAUCAUGAGCGCAGCUUCAUCGGGAUCCUUCUGAUCGACGGUGUGACUGGUCGCAUCAUCCAUGAGGCCGUUCAGAGGAAAGCCAAAGGACCAGUGCAUGUUGUGCACUCUGAAAACUGGGUUGUGUAUGAAUACUGGAGCACCAAGUCCCGCAGGAAUGAGUUCUCUGUAAUCGAACUCUAUGAAGGAAUGGAGCUCUACAACAGUACUGUCUUCAGCUCGCUGGAUCGACCACAUGUUCCUCAGGUGCUUCAGCAGUCUUAUAUUUUCCCCUCCUCCAUCUCGACCAUGGAGGCCACGCUGACCGAAAAGGGCAUCACCAGCCGCCAUCUGCUCGUUGGCUUGCCCUCUGGAGGGAUUCUGUCAUUGCCAAAGAUGUUCCUUGACCCACGGAGGCCAGAAAUAGUAACUGAGCAAAGCCGAGAAGAGAACCUGAUACCUUACGCACCAGAGCUGAUCAUUCGCACAGAGUGGUUCAUCAAUUACAACCAGACAGUGUCAAGAGUGCGAGGUAUUUACACAGCCCCUUCUGGACUGGAAUCAACCUGCCUGGUGGUGGCAUAUGGUCUCGACAUCUACCAGACACGGGUGUAUCCCUCAAAGCAGUUUGAUGUACUGAAAGACGAUUAUGACUACAUGCUGAUCAGUAGCGUGCUCCUCGCCCUUUUCUUUGCCACCAUGAUCAGCAAACGCCUCGCAGAAGUCAAACUGCUCAACCGGGCUUGGCGGUAA
Molecule: messenger RNA, 2889 nt
Organism: Menidia menidia (Atlantic silverside)
Lineage: Eukaryota; Metazoa; Chordata; Actinopteri; Atheriniformes; Atherinopsidae
Source: the annotation of a GenBank genome assembly